Molecule: messenger RNA, 339 nt
Organism: Guillardia theta CCMP2712
Lineage: Eukaryota; Cryptophyceae; Pyrenomonadales; Geminigeraceae
Exons: 1
Coding region: 1-339 (112 amino acids)
Source: RefSeq, a predicted model, not a curated record
AUGACCCUACCCUUUCGAGCAGAAGCGGGAACCAUCGCCGACGGCAACCGUGCAUUGAGAAGGAAAAGUGGCGGAGGAAAGGAGGAAGCGAUGUGCCUGACGCAGGCAUACAGUAGGGCAUGCAUCAAUCUCAGAAUCGAAGCUGCUUACUUGGAGUCGCCUGAUGCUGCUUACUUGGAGUCGCCUGAUGCUGCUUACUUGGAGUCGCCUGAUGCUGCUUACUUGGAGUCGCCUGAUGCUGCUUACUUGGAGUCGCCUGAUGCUGCUUACUUGGAGUCGCCUGAUGCUGCUUACUUGGAGUCGCCUGAUGCUCCAAACUUGUAUACGAUGAGGACUUGA